CAGUCAGAUGCCCAUACCUGAAGCACUCGAAACUGCCAAGCAAAGGCUACAAGCCUUGGCCAGCCGCCUAAAGAGAUACACCAGAGAUAACGAAGCCAGACGAAUAAACCGGCUGUUCGCAACACAACCUGCGAAAGUGUACUCUCAAUGGCAGGGUAAUAACAACAGAGCAGACCCACCAAGGCUGGAAACUGAACAGUACUGGAAGGGUAUAGGGUUGUGGAGAACCACCCUUGAAGCCACUUGCCCAAGUAUCCAUCAAAUGUGGCAUAUACCAAGGAGAUGCACUGUCCCCACUGCUGUUCUGCAUAGGUCUGAACCCCCUCAGCCAAAUAAUAAACAAGACUGGCUAUGGAUACCGACUCCGGAACGGGGCCACCAUAAGUCACCUCCUCUACAUGGAUGACAUCAAGCUGUACGCCAAGAGUGAGCGAGACAUAGACUCGCUGAUCCACACCACCAGGAUCUACAGCUCAGACAUCGGGAUGUCAUUCGGGCUCGAGAAAUGUGGGAGGAUGGUGACAAAGAGAGGCAAGGUAAUCCACACAGAAGGGGUCUCACUCCCAGAAGGAACAAUAGCAGACAUUGAGGACAAUUACAAGUACCUUGGAAUACCACAGGCAAACGGCAACCUUGAACAGGCAACAAGGAAUGCGGCAACAGCCAAAUACCUCUAACGAGUAAGGUAAGUCCUAAGAAGCCAGCUCAAUGGCAAGAACAAAUCCCGGGCAAUAAACAGCUACGCUCUGCCAGUGAUCAGAUACCCUGCAGGAAUAAUAAGGUGGCCAAAGGAAGAGAUACAGACCACAGAUGUUAAGACACGAAAGCUCCUCACCAUGCACGGAGGGUUCCACCCCAAAUCCAGCACCCUGAGACUGUACGCUAGCUGCAAGGAAGGAGGCCGUGGACUAGUGAGCGUGAGAGCCACUAUCCAGGAUGAAACAUCCAAGACCCAUAAGUACAUCAAGGAUAAGGCCCCGACAGAUGACGUGCUGAGUGAAUGUCUCAGGCAGUGGAGAACAGAGGAUGAGAUGCUGGAAGACGGACCAUCAUGGGAGGACAAGCCCUUGCAUGGGAUGUACCACCGGAACAUAACUGAAGUGGCUGAUCUCAACAAAUCCUACCAAUGGCUUGAAAGGGCUGGGCUGAAGGACAGCACAGAGGCACUCAUCCUAGCUGCACAGGAGCAGGCCCUGAGCACCAGAGCCAUAGAGGCCCAGAUCUACCACACCAGACAAGACCCAAGGUGUAGACUGUGCAAAGAGGCCCCAGAGACGGUCCAGCACAUAACUGCAGGGUGUAAGAUGCUGGCAGGCAAAGCAUACAUGGAACGCCAUAACCAAGUGGCUGGCAUAGUAUACAGGAACAUCUGCGCGGAGUAUGGACUGGAAACCCCAAGGUCAAAGUGGGAAACACCUCCCAAGGUGGUAGAGAACGAGCGAGCCAAGAUCCUGUGGGACUUCCAGAUCCAGACUGACAGAAUGGUAAUGGCGAACCAACCAGACAUUGUGGUGGUGGAUAAAGAGCAGAGGAAAGCCGUAGUGGUGGAUGUGGCAAUACCAAGCGAUGGCAACAUCAGGAAAAAGGAACAUGAGAAACUAGAGAAAUACCAAGGGCUCAGAGAAGAACUGGAGAAGGCUUGGAAGGUGAAGGCCACAGUGGUGCCUGUGGUGAUCGGAGCACUGGGGGCAGUGACCCCCAAACUGGAGGAGUGGCUACGACAGAUCCCUGGAAUAACAUCCGACAUCUCAGUCCAGAAAAGUGCAGUUCUAGGCAACAGCAAGGAUACUGCGCAGAACCCUCAAGCUCCCUGCGCAGAACCCUCAAGCUCCCUGGCCUCUGGUAGAGGACCCGAGCUUGGAAAGGGGAUGAGACCACCCGCGGAGGGUGAGAAUAGAGUGUGUAUGAGAGAGAGAGAGAGAGAGAGAGAGAGAGAACAGAAAUUAGCGUCUUAAAUGUAAAGUAGUUUAUAACUGAAUAUAAAGUUAUUUAUGUCUAAGCAAGUAGAAAAUUACAGGUGUUAUGAAUACAAUGCCCUUUAGUCAACAUCCACAUGGAUAUUUUAUUUGUUUUAAUUAUACUGUAUCGAAAGUAUUACUGUAUCGUAAUGUUUAGCUCUAAAUUUACUGGCAUUUUUUGACAACUGACAAAGACCAAAAGCCUCCUCAGUCUGAGGGAAGUUCUAUAUUAUCCUCCAGUUUGGCUUCACUUCACACUUGCAAAGAACUGUCUCGUUACGUGAACAAAAGACACAAAAGUGAGUAGGUGUGAUGAACCCUCCCCCAAGAAGGACACCAGACUGAAAGAGUUGACAUGACUCAACUUCCACACAACUUCACCUGAGCCAUGAAAAACAGAUAUAUUUGUAAACUGCUUAAAAAGAAAACAUUACCAAGAGUGCAGGAACCUUCAGUCUGAGUAAAGUUAGGCACUAUCCUCUAUUUACAAUAGGCUUCACUUCACACCUGUAAAGAACUGGCUCAUCAGUUCAACAAAGGACUGUGAGAAGGUGUCAAGACCAUGUCCCCCAUGAAGCACAUAUAAUGUAGAAGCUCCUUGAGAAACAUUUCUGCUCUAAAAGAAUGUAGUGACCCAACUUUCAACUUCGUUUAGAAAAUGGUCAAAUGAACUGGACGUUUAUAAAAUCUGUAAAUAAAACUUGUUAAAAAGAAAGUGUUAAGUCUAUGGCUUUAGGAUAUAAAAGUUUCUUAUUUUCAACCACCAACUAACAAAAACAGUUUAUUUAAAAAGUGUGGGUGAGAAGUUGUGUGCUUUAACCACUAGGCUCUUAUAAGUGAUGGAUGGAUGAAGUAGUUCACAAAUGUAUCUGGAUACAUCACAUCAGGUAACAGCACUGCAGGACUCUGGUGCUUUGGGGAGAAGGGGGUGGUGUGAAACCAGUCUAACUAGUGCUGUGGAUUGGUCGUUCUGUCUGAAAAGAGGCUCUCUAUUGUUAUGUUCAUCUAAGCUUGAUUAGAACAUUGAAAUGUUCUUUUUAUAAUGUAAAAGAGCUCCUGAAGCAGGCAGACUGACACACACUACAUUCAAGUGAAUAAGAAUAAUAUAUAGAAUGAGAAUUUAAUAAUUUCAUUAUGUACUUUUGUGAAGUCCAACCCAACCUAAUACAGACAGUAACUGAUAAACCUCCAGAAGGUAGUUUGGCAGCUGUGGCAGUGUGAGCUGCCGAUGCUUAUCUAUGAUUGAAAAAAAGUUAGUACAACAUUCAAUUCUGAAAUGAAGUCAACUUUUCGAGUUUUCUCAACUUUUUAGUUGACAGUUUAGACAGACUAUUGUCUGUCUGUCUGUUUGUCUGUCUGCCCUAGCAAACAGUGUAGAACUGACAUUAUCAGAUCUAUGUCCUGUUCUCAGAACUGUGCCUAUACUUGCUGUUUGACUCUAACUCUACAGGUCAGAUACUAAAGAUCCACCUUUUGGUUUUACCCUGGAAUUGCGUCUUUGGUGCUAAAAUGGGGGUGGCCUCAUUAACAUUUUUAACACCUUCCCCAGACAGACCAAGGAGGGAGGCUGCUGACAGUGUGUGAUCAGCGUCAGAAAGGUGACUGACAGUCGACUGAAAUCAGCGAAAAUGAACCGCUCAAUCUGUAGGUGCAUUACUGAACAUUCUUACACAAACACCUAAUUUCUUGCGCCCUGUCGUACAUCAAGUUUAAACAUCUGAUGUUCCAUUUGACUGACUAAUAAUUUAUGAUAUAUGUGUGUCUUUUACACCCGGACUCUGGCUCCAUUCUAUCUGACUCCCCACCAGACCCAAGGCUGUUAAAGCGAAUCCAUCUUGUCUUCGAAGCUUGGUGUUCUUUCCUUUGGAUAACAAGACAUGAUGAUGCAAAAGUGAGAAUAUAAACAUUCUUACUCACGGUGGAAUAAGGUGGCACAAACAAUUCCAUUGGUGCAGAGAGACAUUCCACCAGAGCCAGCAAAAGGGGUUAAAAGGCAGAAGCAACUUGAGGAUCGUGGGCAUUUUGCAUCACACCUUUGUGGUGUGUGCACUGAUCUCAGCUGGUUUUUGGUUUGUUGAUGUGCACGAUCAACAUCCAUGCUCUUGGUUUGCUUUCCCCAUUAUUUUUAUAAUAUAUCUCACAAAAGACAACUCUCAUCUGCCUCCUUAUGGGAAAUUUCCAUCACACCGCCACCUACUAUGCUAGCGUGCACAAUAAGUGAAACACAAUGUUGCAGGUACAUUUGGAACGCCACUGCCUUUCUAGUUGUUCGGUCCUAUGCUUUAGGCUGCGGAUCUCUGAGUUAUACCAUGGCGCUAUCCUCCUCCUCUGAUUCACUGCCUUCCACAGAGGAGCCACUGUGUCUCCACCAAUUUGGUGCCCUAGGCGAGAUUUCAAGUGGCGCCCGUUGCAUCGCAGUUAAUUCCACUGCUAGUGUAUAAACUGAUAAGAAAAGUUAUAGAUUUGUCUUGGACAUUCUCUAUUUGAAUAAAACAAUUGCAUAUUUAAAAUAUUUAGAAAGAAUUAAAUAAACAUAUACAAAAAAUGAACUAAGCAAUAAUAAAUAACAAUAAUAUUUAUAAAUAAAUAAUAAAUAUACAACAGUAUAAUGUAAAUUGCUUUCAUAAUGUACCUACUGUAUUAAUACUCCCAUAAUGAAAAAUGUAAACAAGUGACACUAACUUAAAAUACAAUAUAAAGUUACUUGCGUUUUUCCAGUCCUUAAAGGAGACUGAUCAUACUUUUCAUUCUAAAAAAUAUUGGACUUUAAUGUCUCAGUAAGAUCUCUGUAAAUUCUCAUCCCAUAAAACCCUGUAGAUCAUCCACACUGCCCCUGUCAAUAUGUGGUUCUGACUCCCCAUAAGCAAAUGCUGUGUUUUCUGGACGUGUCGCAAGCGAAGCUGCUCACCACACCUCUGUGCAGAAGCGCAUACCUUUUUUGUUGUUGUUUUGUUUUUUUUAAAUUGGCUUCAUGGAUUCGGGCCACGGCACGGUUAAGUUUCUUAUUCACAAAACAGAGUGACAACAGGUCUCUAAAACACUCUUCAACCAACCCGAAACUACUCUAAAACUCCCCGGAAGCACGCCUGACGUCACGCAACUAUAUACGCUUCAAAAUAAAAGGGCCACAUAACACAUAACAAGAACUGGACAGUCAACUGCCAACCAAACUAUGUAGCACCCCCCCACCGAUCGCUACAAUACAAUAGGUGGCAGUAGUGCGACAUUGAGAAUGCAAUCAAACGCAAUCCUCCACAGAAGAAGAAGACCCACUACAGGACUGCAGACAAUAGCCAGUCAGCUGAUUAGCAUAGUAGAACCAUACGUCUACGAUCCAGAAUCUGACCCUGAAGCUGAAGAGGAGGCCGUUGAAGUCUCCACAUUUCUGCUGAUGCAAGAUGUGUCUCAUUGUUGUUACAGGUAUCUAGUCUACAGAGGCUAGUGAGCUGGUGCUGGGGAUUCCUGGGUUGAAGAAUCUAAGUUGUCGUCUCUUCAUGCUUGGGUUGUAGAUGAAGGCAGAGUUUCCUGAUGGAUAAAACAUUAAAACACUUAUUACGAUAUAGACAACCUGUGGAAUAACUCUUUUACCAUUUGAGUAAAAAUGUGUUUUUUGUGAGUGCAAUACUCAUUAAGAAUUUUUGUUUUUUUAAUUUAUAUACAAUUUAUAUGCUUUUUAUUUAUGGCCGCUUCAACUUUAUAGCUUACCAUAUUAGAAAGAGAAAAACAUGUAAUUUCAAUACUAUGAUUUCCCGAAUAAAAGUGUUUUCCCUUCAGAAACAGAGUUCAGUAAAAUACCGAAUAGUUAAAGUCAACUUUAUUGUCAACCAAAAAAAUGCACCACUACUCCAAAGCUAGAACGAACUGUUACCUUCACAAUUCCGAUGUGCAAUGUAUAGGUUACUUAGUUAAUUAAGAAGUCUGGGGGUUUGAGGACAGAAGCCUUUGCAGGGCCUUGCAGAUGAAAUGCUUGAUGGAAGUAGGGUAAACAGUCCAUGUCCUGGGUAGGGGGUACACUUGGUUAUGUUGGAGAUUUGUUUCUGCAGCAGGACAGGUAUAGUAAAUAGAUGACCAGGGAGAUCCUUGUUCUCAUCACUAUUUGGAAGACUGAGCGGAAGCAGUCCUCUACCAGAUGGAAGCUGUGGCUGUCCUCACCAUCACCUCAUCAAAACAAAAAGGUACUGCAAUCAGAAUUGUAGAUUAGUGAAAUGUUCAUUAUUAUGUAGGUCAAAACCUUCCCUAAUGUAAGAAUACACAAUACCAGACAAAAAAUUAAACCAAACAAGAGGACAGGCCUGUCUGUGCUAAAACAACAGAUAAACAGUUGUUAUAAUUCAAAUAUAAAACAGUAUAUACCAGUUAAAACUAGAAAAAGUAUUUUCUUGAGAAAUUACGUGGGAGAGCUGAUCUGCUGCCGCAAAGAUGCCAAACGCUGAUUAAGCUGCUGACGUCAAAAAGUUGACUACGGCAAAACGAAAGGAACAAAAGAUUAAAACAAUGACAAAAGAUGGCGAUUAAAAAGAUGAUGAUUAAAACGAUGACCAAGCUCAUACUAAGACAAGAUUAAAAAUAUGACAAUGAUUCAAAAGUUGACCAAAGUAAAAAGAUGUUAAAGAUUAAAAAGUUGACCAAGGUGCAUUGUUGACAAUCAUAAAUAAGCUGACUAGCUUUUUGAUUUGAAGAAAGUAUUUGUAAGUAAAUACCUAACUGUGUAAUAGUUUAAUAACUAGUAAAAAUUUACCAGUCAGAAACAAAAAUUUUACCAUUUAAGAUAAUAAAUAACAUUGGUGCUUUUAUUUUGAAAGGAUUUGGAGUCGUGUGUGAGUGAUUGCUAAACUAUAAAUAGUCAUUAGAUAGUCAUAAUUUAUCAUUCAAUAGCAAGAAUAGCCAUAUUAAAGCAAAAGAUUUAGAUAAAGCCCUUUCAGAAUAAAAUCACCCUAAUAAGUGUGAGUGGUUAUUUACUGAACUCUAAAAUAGUCUCAUUAACGAUUGGUAGGUAUUCAGAACCACAAAAUUUCUAAUCAAUCUUGCCAUUAAAGGUAUUAAAUUGUAAUUGGUGCUUUUAUUUUGAAAGCACUUAGAGAAAAUGUGUGAGGGUAAUAGCGUAACUGUCAUUUAGUCUUUAUAUAAUCAUAAUUACCCAUUAAAAGGCGAAAACGGUGCAGUUAAAGCUAAUAAAUUGCAUUGGUGCUUUUAUUUUGAAAGGAUGUAGAGGAAGUAUGUGUGGGUAAUUACUAAACUGUUAAUCUUUAUUUUUAUUUUUAAAGAUUAAAUAAUCAUAAUUACCCAUCUAAAAGCAGAAAUAUUGCUAUUAAAGCUAAUCAUUUGGCUUGGUGCUUUUAUUUUGAAAGGAUUUAGAGGACAUGUGCUUAAUUACUACACAAUCCAAUAGUGUAGUUGAGUAAUCAGUAAUAAGCAUUAAACUUCUGUCUACACUGAGCAUCAGGAGUUUGACCUGUCAGUGAAAUCUCCAGCUGCGCCAUCGCCAUGGAGACGAAAGGCGGGAAAAUCAGUCUCACUCUGCUCUGUAAAAGCAGAGUUUCACCCUGUAUAAACAGGCUUGUUCCAGCUAAACCAUGAUAGUGGUAAACUUAUUUCAUUUUACGAGUCCCAAGGCUUCAAUGAGCAAAUGGUGUAAAUUAUAUGUUUGAGGAAGUAAGUUUGUAGUGUGGUAGAAAAUUUCCAUAAAGAAGCAGAUGAGAUAGUUGUCCUUUUGUGCGAUUUAUUGAAAUAAUAAAGAAAAUAAAAAUAAUGGGGAAAGCAAAUAAAAAGCAUGGAUGUUGAUCGUGCACAUCAACAAACCAAAAACCAGCUGGGGAGAUCAGUGCACACACCACGAAGGUGUGAUGCAAAGAGCCCACGAUCCUCAAGUUGCUUCUGCCUUUUACCUUCUCUGUCCGACUAGGGUGGAAUGUCUUUCUAACCCAAUCAAAUUACAUGCACCAUCUCCUCCCUGUCGCAGUGUGUGUGAAGAUUUUUACUUUCUCACACCUGCAUCGCUGACGACCAACUAUCUGUGAGAAAGGAGCACCAAGUCUCAACAGACAGAGACACAACUCCCCGACCUUGGGUUUGGGAGCUAGAGUUGAGAGUCUAUCAGGCAGAGACAACCAUUGAACAAUCUAGGUGAAAUGUCAAAUGCAUACAGUAAGACAAAACAUAAGAUAUUAAUUGCAGAACAUAAGUCAUAAAUCGUAUAAUAACUGCUUAGUAAGGAAGACACAAUUUUUCCCAUAACAGUAGCCACAGUCGCAAUUUCAAAAUAUGUCUCCUCCUGUUUUUUUCUCCAGACGUCUGCCGAAAAUUAUCAUUAGGGUCUAUGGGAAAAUUUCGGGAUCUCCCUGCGCUUUGAGGUCGAUAGCAACUAAAGUAGGUCUGAGGGUAAAGCCAGACACAUUAUUAGAAAGAAGACAAUUAUGACAACGAUUUAGUGAAAUAAUUACGUUGAUAGAGUAAAAAUUGUGUCUGUAGUGAUGAGUUAAAGACAGAAGUUCUGUCUUUAUAAAGCGCACCCUCUCACUGUAGCUGUGACAUCACGCACUCUAGUUGACGCAAUACACACUAAUGGAAAAGCUGAAAAUGUAACAAAAAACACACUAAAUUAAAACGCUCACAAGUUGAAAAGUAUAAAAGACACGAGGACGCUGAUUGACACUGUUAAAGUUGAAAGAUGAUAGACGCUUUUGGAGUUGAAAUGACGUUUCUACUCCAAAGUAUGACAAUGAUAGACGCUGAUGAAAAGAGGGAAGUUGACAAAAAGUUGAACGAUGAUUCCCAUAGACGACCAUUAUAAAAAAAACGACGGAAAAAGUUGAAUACCAAUAAAAGUUGAAAAGCUGAAAACGUGAAAAGUAAUAGCCCCUAUCUCCUAAAGGCGACACACGUUUAGGUAGUUGAACGACAAUUCUACGAUGAAGCGUUUAGACGAUGAAAGCGACCGAAAAACGGGUGAAAUGAGAAUAACUAGAUAAAGCAUUUCCAUAGGAAAAUGCACAGUGAAUGCUUCCAUGCUGAAUGUAUUGCUGAAGAAUAGCUAAAAAUAGCUAAAAAUUUUAAAACAUUUCUGAACGUAGCUUAAACACAUAAAGUAUAGAUGAAUGCAUCUGACCAUCUGGGAAAUAGACAUCUUUAUACAAUAAAGUGAUUGCAUAUACAUGCCUCAGACAGGAAUCGAAUCCAGAUGUCCCACUGUAGAGUCAAGGACUUAAUCCAUUGUGCCACCGGACAUAAUGGCUUAAGCAUGACUUGGCUGAACAGUUUCCCCAAAUGAAAACAAAUCCUUAGUCAUUUUAUCAUGUUUAUUUUUUUAAACAAAAAUUUGCAAUAGUGCCAAAACCUAAACCUGUAAUGUGUUCUUUUUGUUUUUGUUCGGUUUUGUAUGGUACAGUCAGAGGAUUGUGUGUGGGAGAAAAGUUGAAAAAAGCUUAAUAACUUGAAACAUAUGAAACUUAUGAAUGAGAAAAAUAAUAGCACACUUCUCCUUAAAAAGCUGAACAUUUUGAUAUUGGAAUGGUUUUUGUAGCUCAAAGAAUGCGGGAGUAGUUAGGUGCCGAAAAAUGUACGGAAGAACUAAAAAUAAUAAUAAUAAAGAUUACAACAACAUGUGAUAAAGACCGAAGAUAUCAAUAUUGUGAGAGCUGUUCAGCUCUCCCACUAAUAAUAAAGACCGACGAUAACAACAGUGUGAGAGCUGCUUUAUCUAAACUGGAAAAAGCGCUCAUUAAGUAGUCCUAAAUAACAAAAAAAGCAGACAAAAGCAGAAAUCAAAGAGGUUUAGAGCUUACUUAGUCGCACUAAAAGUUUAGUACUCUUAUUUUGAAAUGAUUUACGGGAAGCUUGUGUGAGUAACUGUUAAUUUUUUUCAUUAACUAAUAAUAAUAAACCAGUAAUUACUUACAGACUCAUUGCCGAUUCACAAUUGAUCAUUCAAAAACAGAAUUUAUGCUAUUAAAGCUAAAAAUUUGGAUUGGUACUUUUACUUUGAAAGGAUAUUGAGGACACCUGUGCAGGUAAUUUCUAACCUUUAAGAUUGUCUUAUCAUCUAGUCACAAUACACCAGCUAAACGCAGAAAUAUUACCAUUUUUAGCUAAAGAUCCGGAAUGGGGCUUUUAUUUUGAAAGGAUUUGGAGAAGCUGUGUGUGCAAUAUAUUAGUCUAAAUAACUAGUCAUAAUAAACCUGUUGAAAGCAGAAAUAUUGCUAUCUUUAGCCCCAAUCCUAAUUUAGCUAAAAAUCAGGAUUGGGGCUUUUAUUUUAAAAGGAUGUGGAGAUGCUGUGUGUGUGCGCUUAAUAGCUAAACUGGAAAACAGUCACAUUAACCAGUCAGGAUUACCCAUUCAAAAGCAUAAAUAGUCCUGUUAAAGGUAAAAAUUUGGAUUGGUGCUUUUAUUUUGAAAGAAUAUGAAAAAAGGCCUGUGCAGGUAUUUGCUAAACAGUAUAUUAGUCUAAUUAACUAGUCAUAAUAAACCUGUUCAAAGCAGAAUUAUUGCUAUCUUUACCGAAAGAGCAGGAUUGGGGCUUUUAUUUUGAAAGGAUGUGGAGAAGCUGUGUGUGCUUAAUAGCUAAAAUAUAAAAUACUCUCAUUAACUAGUCACAAUUGUCCAUUCAAAAGCAUAAAUAGUCAUAUUAAAGCCAAAAGUUAGGUUGGUGCUUUUAUUUUGAAAGAUUCAGAGGAAGUGUCUGAUUAAAUACUAAAAAAUCAAACAGUGUAAUAAAGUAAUCAAUAAUAUGCAUAGAGCUGAGUAAAAACUGUGUCUGUAGUGACGAGUUAAAGACAGAAUUUCUAUCUUUAAAAAGCGCGCCCACGCUCUCUAGCUCACGUAGUACACACUAAUGGAAAAGUUGAGAAACAAACCAGUUGAAAGCAGAAAUAUUGCUAUAUUAUAUCUAAUUAAAUAUUUGUAAUUAAUCAGUUGAAACAUUACUUAAACAAGCUAAUGAGUUGAAUGUAUAGCUGAUUGGAUCUGCAAAACAAAAGGUGCAAGCCAAGGACUGAAGCCAUUGAAGCACAGUAUAUACUGUAGCUGAAGAGCUGUCUCCACAUGGAGAGAGAUGUGUGUGUGAAUAUAACAUAUUUAUUGGUUCAAUAAACGACUUGAGAGUUGCAACAGUCCAAAAACGGUGGACCUAAAGCAAAUGAGAAUAUUUUAUUACAAAAUCAUGCAUCAAUCAUUGCAGUUUCAAUUUUAACAUAUUGUAGUGGCUCACAGCAGUUAGUCCCGCCCUGAGUCGCUAAGGCUUAUGGGUAAAACAACUGUUUUUGUGUUUAAAGUCUUAUAGUUAAAGUUAGGAUUCAAAAAAUGUUAUAACUUUGAUGAAAUUAAUAUAGCAUCUUGUUCAUUUAUGGUUGUAAUGUGUCCUUUUUUUGUUCUUUUUUGUGUGGUACACCGUGAGUGAGGGGAUUGUGUGUGGGAGUGACCAUCAAUGAGCAGUGCUUUGAUGGAUGUGUGAAAAGUAAAUGGUGCUUGCUUUCUACAAAGGAAGUGCACCAGUGGUGCUGUUAUUUUGUGUCUCAUUAUCUGCACAGUGUAAUCUAAGCAGCUGUAACACAAAUGAUGUCGGCUGUAAAUAGUACAGGAUUUAAUGAGGCAUUCAGUUAAUUUGCCUCUUGUUAUGGGAAAAAUUGUCUCUUCCUUAUUUCUAUGUGUCUUCCUUAUUUCUAUGCAGUUAUUAUAUGAUCUAUGACUUAUGUUCUGCAAUUAAUAUCUUGUGUUUUGUCUUACUGUAUGCAUUUGACAUUUCACCUAGAUUGUUCAAUGGUUGUCUCUGCCAGAAAGACUCUCAACUCUAGCUCCCAAACCCAAUGUCAGGGAGUUGUGUCUCUGUUGAGACUCGGUGCUCCUUUCUCACAGAUAGUUGGAUGUCAGCAAUGCAGGUGUGAGAAAGUAAAAAUCUUCACACACACUGCGACAGGGAGAAGAUGGUGCAUGUAAUUUGAUUGGGUUAGAAAGACAUUCCACCCUAGUCGGACAGAGAAGCUAAAAGGCAGAAGCAACUUUAGGAUCGUGGGCUCUUUGCAUCACACCUUCGUGGUGUGUGCACUGAUCUCCCCAGCUGGUUUUUGGUUUGUUGAUGUGCACGAUCAACAUCCAUGCUUUUUAUUUGCUUUCCCCAUUAUUUUUAUUUUCUUUAUUAUUUCAAUAAAUCGCACAAAAGGACAA
Betta splendens (Siamese fighting fish) is the source of this 12114-nucleotide messenger RNA. RefSeq lists its product as uncharacterized. The coding region runs from base 837 to 1955 and encodes 372 amino acids. The record is from RefSeq and is a predicted model, not a curated record. The transcript is spliced from 2 exons. Lineage: Eukaryota; Metazoa; Chordata; Actinopteri; Anabantiformes; Osphronemidae.